Messenger RNA from Hyaloscypha bicolor E, 375 nucleotides. Its product is annotated as HET-domain-containing protein. The record is from RefSeq and is a predicted model, not a curated record. The annotation marks the transcript as partial. NCBI's taxonomy places the organism in Eukaryota, Fungi, Ascomycota, Leotiomycetes, Helotiales, Hyaloscyphaceae. The transcript is spliced from 2 exons.
AUGUACCCCUACUCCACAUUAUCAGCAGCGGCCAAGGAAGUCAGGUUGUUGACGCUGAUGCCCGGUUGUGACAACGAUCCCAUCGAGGCGUCUCUCAGCACGGAAUCUUUGCACGGCGGAUCCAUCUAUGAAGCUCUCUCAUAUGUCUGGGGAUCAACGGGCAACAAACCCAACAUUACUCUCGAUGGCGUGACAUUCGCCAUCACGCAAAACCUCCACGCGGCUCUGAAGCGACUGAGGCUACAGCAUCAGAGUCGAUUGCUGUGGGUCGACGCCAUAUGUAUCAAUCAAGAUGACACAUCCGAGAAGUCCUCCCAGGUGGCCAUGAUGAGCGAAAUCUAUAGCAAGACGACCAAGGGCCUGCUCUGGCUUGGC